Trichoderma aggressivum f. europaeum is the source of this 1197-nucleotide messenger RNA. RefSeq lists its product as uncharacterized. The record is from RefSeq and is a predicted model, not a curated record. Gene Ontology annotation, biological process: protein N-linked glycosylation. NCBI's taxonomy places the organism in Eukaryota, Fungi, Ascomycota, Sordariomycetes, Hypocreales, Hypocreaceae. Bases 1 to 1197 code for a protein of 398 amino acids. The transcript has 5 exons. Gene Ontology annotation, molecular function: alpha-1,6-mannosyltransferase activity. Gene Ontology annotation, cellular component: mannan polymerase complex.
AUGGACGCUGUUGGCACUCAGGCCUACUCCAGCUCGAGAGCGAGUUGUGGACGCGAUUCAACUCCGUCAUGGUAUAUCCCCCCAGAAUGGAUUGACGCAAACCAAUCACCGCCAAAGACGAUCAUUGAAGCGGCUCAGUUGGCUUCCAAAGUCGCCAAAUCGAAUCCCGAGCGAAACGUUCCAUUCUCGAAUAUCCCCCUUUUGGUCCAUCAAAAAUGGGAUACUACUAGACUAAACGGCACAAAGGAGAUGAUUGUUUCCUACAUCGAAGAUUGGCUGGUGGCUUCCAUCUCACCCCCUUCUGGAAUGCGCCGGAUGGCGUAUUUUCUUUGGGACAACGAAGGCGUUUUGUCAUUGAUUAAGGAGUAUGAGAAGGAUUUGACGACUGAUUUUAUCGAAGUAUUUUCCCCGGUGGAGAAGGUUGAUAUUUUCCGGAUAAUAGCUUGCAAAUGGUUUGGUGGCAUUUACGGUGAUGUUGAUACAAAACCUCUUCAACAUCCAUCUACAUGGAUUGACACAGCCGAUGUCUCCGAAUGGGCUGAUGAGACGACUGGGAAAAGAUAUGGUUUGGACAACACCGUAUUAACACGUCUGAGCCAAAGCCACGAACAGUCGCAGCCAGUUAAUGCAAUCUGGGGGAUCGAAUGCGAUGCGGAUCCGAAUACGGAUGACCACUGGCGCUGGGCGUACACUUAUCCCGUUCAGCUCACAAACUGGGCAUUUGCGUCCGCUCCGAAGCAGCCUAUCCUCCAGUAUUUCCUGGACCGUAUAGUUGAGAAAGCGCAAGAAGCCAGGGAUAGAGCCCGGAAUACGCCGGGUGUCGACAGUGUCUCUGACUUGCAUUACGACCCAGUCGUACGAACCGGACCGGUGGCUGUUACGGAGGCUACCAGUUGGUGGUUGGAAGAGAAGGAUGGUUUGAGAUGGAAUGCUCUAACUGGACGAGAAGAUGGUGGAAAGACAAAACUAGUCGGUGAUGUGAUCAUUCUUCCUAUAACCGGAUUCAGUCCGACACAAGAGAAAUACAGCAGAAUGGGUGAAAAACCUUGGGACGACCCCGAAGCUAGACUUGCCCAUACAGCCAUGGGCUCAUGGCAUCACACGAAUCUCAUAGUAGAAUAUGGCAAAUUCUGCCGCACUUGGUUUGGCUUGUUCGAAGUAGAAGAAGAGAAUUGGAAAGUUUUCAAAGCGAAGUAG